This is a messenger RNA of Perognathus longimembris pacificus (Pacific pocket mouse), 1959 nucleotides long. RefSeq names its product patatin like phospholipase domain containing 2 (gene Pnpla2). Gene Ontology annotation, molecular function: triacylglycerol lipase activity. Gene Ontology annotation, cellular component: cytoplasm; membrane; lipid droplet. The coding region runs from base 82 to 1551 and encodes 489 amino acids. Gene Ontology annotation, biological process: lipid homeostasis; triglyceride catabolic process; positive regulation of triglyceride catabolic process. The record is from RefSeq and is a predicted model, not a curated record. The transcript is spliced from 9 exons. NCBI's taxonomy places the organism in Eukaryota, Metazoa, Chordata, Mammalia, Rodentia, Heteromyidae.
GCACAACGUCUCCGCCUCUGCCGGCGGAGGCCCCGACCCCGACCCGCACCGACCGGAGGCCGGCGGCCGCGCCGCGCCGCGAUGUUCCCCCGGGAGGCCAAGUGGAACAUCUCCUUCGCGGGCUGCGGCUUCCUCGGCGUCUACCACAUCGGGGUGGCCUCCUGCCUCCGCGAGCACGCGCCCUUCCUGGUGGCCAACGCCACGCACAUCUACGGCGCCUCGGCCGGGGCGCUCACGGCCACCGCGCUGGUCACCGGGGCCUGCCUGGGUGAGGCAGGCGCCAAUAUCAUUGAGGUCUCCAAGGAGGCCCGGAAGCGUUUCCUGGGCCCCCUACAUCCUUCCUUCAACCUGGUGAAGACCAUCCGUGGCUGCCUGCUGAAGAUCCUGCCCGCUGAUAGCCACGAGCGUGCCAGUGGACGCCUGGGCAUCUCUCUGACCCGCGUUUCAGAUGGCGAGAAUGUCAUUAUAUCCCAGUUCAACUCUAAAGAGGAGCUGAUCCAGGCCAACGUCUGUAGCACUUUCAUCCCUGUGUACUGUGGCCUCAUUCCUCCCUCCCUCCAAGGGGUGCGCUAUGUGGAUGGCGGCAUUUCGGACAACCUGCCACUUUACGAGCUCAAGAAUACGAUCACAGUGUCUCCUUUCUCGGGCGAGAGUGACAUCUGCCCACAGGACAGCUCCACAAACAUCCAUGAGCUCCGGGUCACAAACACCAGCAUCCAGUUCAACCUGCGCAACCUUUACCGCCUCUCCAAGGCCCUCUUCCCGCCUGAGCCCAUGGUGCUUCGAGAGAUGUGUAAGCAGGGUUACAGAGAUGGCCUGCGCUUCCUGCGGAGGAACGGCCUUCUGAACCAGCCCAACCCCUUGCUGGCACUGCCCCCCAUCCCUCAGCCCAGCCCAGAGGAAGAAGAUGCUGAGGAGGCUGAUGUGGCUGAGGAAAGAGUCCACGUGGAGGGCCGCGUGCAGGCCCCUGGGGAGGAUCACAUCCUGGAGCACCUGCCGGCCAGGCUCAAUGAGGCCCUGCUGGAGGCCUGCGUGGAACCCAAAGACCUGAUGACCACGCUUUCCAACAUGCUGCCCGUGCGUCUGGCCACGGCCAUGAUGGUGCCCUACACGCUGCCACUGGAGAGCGCUGUGUCCUUCACCAUCCGCUUGCUGGAGUGGCUGCCUGACGUUCCAGAAGACAUCCGGUGGAUGAAGGAGCAGACAGGCAGCAUCUGCCAGUACCUGGUGAUGCGCGCCAAGAGGAAGCUGGGCACCCACCUGCCCUCCAGGCUGUCAGAGCAGGCGGAGCUGCGCCGGGCCCAGUCGCUGCCCUCCGUGCCGCUGUCCUGUGCUACGUACAGCGAGGCACUCCCCACCUGGGUGCGCAACAACCUCUCCCUGGGGGAUGCGCUGGCCAAGUGGGAGGAGUGCCAGCGCCAGCUGCUGCUGGGCCUCUUCUGCACCAACGUGGCCUUCCCCCCCGACGCCCUGCGCAUGCGUGAGCCUGCGGGGCCGGCCCCUCAGGACCCGGCCCCCGCGCAGCACCCGCCCGGCCUGCCCCCGUGCUGACGGCCCCUGCGCUGCUCGCGCCCUCUCCAGCCGAGCCCCAGACUGCCCACCAACCACGACCCUCUCCAUACUUCUCUCCGCUCCUCGACAUGGAGUGAGGAGACAGGGCCCCUCACAACUGCAAACAGGGGGCUUUGCUGUGCACCCCUUUUUACCAACCACUCACUUGCUGCACUGAGUGGGGAAGGGGAGAAAUGACCCUCCACUUGGGGCCACAGCGGCUCCGCUCUCACCUGUGCCUUAGUCUCCCACCCACCCCUUCUCAGUGCAGCUACUCUUGAGAACUUCACAUCUCCUUCCCAUUUUCCUUCUGCUCCUCCUUCCCGUUUCAUAUUUUGCUAAAGAAUGUGUGAAAUUUUAUUUAUUUUUGCCAAAGUAGAUAUAAUAAAUGCCGCAGCUUAGCCUCCA